Molecule: messenger RNA, 10343 nt
Organism: Oxyura jamaicensis (ruddy duck)
Lineage: Eukaryota; Metazoa; Chordata; Aves; Anseriformes; Anatidae
Gene: KCNMA1
Product: potassium calcium-activated channel subfamily M alpha 1
Exons: 34
Coding region: 390-4439 (1349 amino acids)
Biological process (GO): transmembrane transport; potassium ion transport
Cellular component (GO): postsynaptic membrane
Molecular function (GO): large conductance calcium-activated potassium channel activity
Source: RefSeq, a predicted model, not a curated record
CGUGUUUGCGGGAGAAGGAAGGGGUGGGAGUCGGAGGAGCGGACUACCUUUCCAUUAUUAUUUUUAUUUUUUUUUGUUGAUAUUAUUUUCGCCGUGCAAGGAGAACGCUCCGAAUUCACCGGCCUGUCGGCUCCCGAGAGGGACACGGGGAUUGUUGCGGUCGCUUUUCUUUAUUAUUUUUUUUUUCCUUUUUUUUUUUUUUUUUUUUUUUCAUCGGUCGGUUCGUUUGUUUUGAUUUGGCUUUUUGUUGCCGUUAUUCUCAUUUUCCUUUUCCCGCUGAGCAGCAGCGGCGGCGGCGGCAGCAAUAUGGCUGGUGAUGGGUUUUUUGGGGGGCGCUGGCGGCGGGAGGAGCUCUCGGAAGCCCCUGCGCGCCCGGCUCGCUGUUAGCUAUGGCAAAUGGCAGCGGCGGCGGCUCCUUCCCGGGCGGCAGCGGCGGCGGCGGCGGCCUUAGAAUGAGUAACAAUAUCAACGCCAACAAUCUCAACACAGACUCGUCCUCCUCCCCCGUCAAUGUGCCCAAGAUGGAUGCGCUCAUCAUCCCGGUGACCAUGGAGGUGCCCUGCGAUAGCCGCGGACAGCGCAUGUGGUGGGCUUUCCUCGCCUCAUCCAUGGUCACUUUCUUUGGGGGACUGUUUAUCAUCCUUCUGUGGAGGACCCUCAAGUACCUGUGGACUGUCUGCUGCCACUGCGGGGUCAAAAGCAAGGAGGCCCAGAAGAUCAAUGGUGGUGGAGAUACACAGGCAGAUGGGGCCUGCAAACCAACGGAUGAAAAAGAAGAGAAUGUGGCAGCAGAAGUGGGAUGGAUGACCUCUGUAAAAGAUUGGGCAGGAGUCAUGAUAUCUGCCCAGACGUUAACUGGCAGAGUACUUGUUGUCUUAGUCUUCGCUCUUAGUAUUGGUGCUCUUGUAAUAUACUUCAUAGAUUCAUCAAAGAGCCGUACUGCAGACUCAUUGAUCCCAAUAGAGUCCUGCCAGAAUUUCUACAAAGAUUUCACGUUACAGAUCGACAUGGCUUUCAAUGUGUUCUUCCUACUCUACUUUGGCUUGCGUUUCAUAGCAGCCAAUGACAAGCUAUGGUUUUGGCUAGAAGUUAACUCAGUAGUAGAUUUCUUCACGGUCCCUCCAGUGUUUGUGUCAGUAUAUUUAAACAGAAGUUGGCUUGGUUUAAGAUUUUUAAGAGCCCUUAGACUGAUACAGUUUUCAGAAAUAUUGCAGUUUCUGAAUAUCCUUAAAACAAGUAAUUCCAUCAAGCUCGUGAAUCUGUGCUCUAUAUUUAUCAGCACAUGGCUGACAGCAGCUGGGUUCAUACAUUUGGUGGAGAACUCAGGGGAUCCAUGGGAAAAUUUCCAAAAUAAUCAACAGCUAACAUAUUGGGAAUGUGUUUAUUUACUGAUGGUUACAAUGUCCACUGUUGGUUAUGGAGAUGUUUAUGCAAAAACAACCCUUGGUCGCCUUUUCAUGGUCUUCUUCAUCCUUGGAGGACUGGCCAUGUUUGCCAGCUACGUCCCUGAAAUCAUAGAGUUAAUAGGAAACCGCAAGAAAUAUGGUGGUUCCUAUAGUGCGGUUAGUGGAAGAAAGCACAUAGUUGUCUGUGGUCACAUAACACUUGAAAGUGUGUCCAACUUCCUGAAAGACUUCCUGCACAAGGAUAGGGAUGAUGUCAACGUAGAAAUCGUCUUUCUGCAUAAUAUCUCCCCUAACCUUGAGCUGGAAGCUCUCUUCAAACGACACUUCACUCAGGUGGAAUUUUAUCAGGGUUCAGUCCUUAAUCCCCAUGACCUGGCAAGAGUGAAGAUAGAGUCAGCAGAUGCAUGCCUAAUUCUUGCCAAUAAAUACUGCGCUGACCCAGAUGCUGAAGAUGCCUCCAAUAUUAUGAGAGUUAUUUCGAUAAAGAAUUACCAUCCGAAGAUAAGAAUUAUCACUCAGAUGUUGCAGUAUCACAAUAAGGCCCAUCUACUAAAUAUCCCAAGCUGGAACUGGAAAGAAGGGGAUGAUGCAAUCUGUCUUGCUGAGCUCAAGCUGGGUUUCAUAGCCCAGAGCUGCCUGGCACCUGGCCUUUCAACAAUGUUAGCCAACCUCUUCUCCAUGAGAUCGUUCAUAAAGAUUGAGGAGGAUACAUGGCAGAAGUACUAUCUGGAAGGAGUUGCAAAUGAAAUGUAUACAGAAUAUCUGUCUAGUGCCUUUGUGGGUUUGUCUUUCCCUGCAGUCUGUGAACUGGUGUUUGCGAAACUAAAGCUCUUAAUGAUAGCCAUAGAAUACAAGUCGGAAAAACGAGAAAGCAGAAGCCGAAAGCGCAUAUUAAUAAAUCCUGGAAACCAUGUCAAGAUUCAAGAAGGUACCUUAGGGUUCUUCAUUGCAAGUGAUGCCAAAGAAGUAAAAAGGGCAUUUUUUUACUGCAAGGCCUGUCAUGAUGACAUCACAGAUCCCAAAAGGAUAAAAAAAUGUGGCUGCAAACGGCAAGUAAAGAAUGCAGCUAGACCAAGUUACCCAAAAAGUUCAUAUCAAUUCAAGAAUGCAACUACUAAUGCACUGGUUGGUGCCAAGUCCACUGAAGGAGCCCCGGAACCUGUUCCACUUGUUAAUAACCGUAAAGGGAGCCUCUUCUUACCCAACAAUCCCUCGCUGCUGCACCUUAACUUAUUGAGUUCUGUUGAACAAGGAAAAUCUACCUACUGUAGAUUGCAAAGGGCACUCAGCUUGCCUGUAAAAUACCGCUACCACUCCCAAAAGCCUGGGUUGAACCAAGAUCUCCUUGAAGAUGAGCAGCCAUCGACACUAUCACCCAAAAAAAAGCAACGAAAUGGAGGCAUGAGAAAUUCACCCAACUCCUCACCCAAACUGAUGAGGCAUGACCCCUUGUUAAUUCCUGGCAAUGAACAGAUUGACAAUAUGGAUGCCAAUGUGAAAAAAUAUGACUCUACUGGGAUGUUUCAUUGGUGUCCAGCCAAGGACAUUGAAAAGGUCAUUUUGACUCGAAGUGAAGCAGCGAUGACAGUUUUAAGUGGGCAUGUAGUCGUUUGCAUAUUUGGGGAUGUUAAAUCUGCUUUGAUUGGAUUAAGAAAUUUAGUGAUGCCAUUACGAGCCAGCAACUUUCACUACCAUGAACUCAAGCACAUUGUGUUUGUGGGUUCACUUGAAUACCUGAGAAGGGAGUGGGAGACACUGCAUAACUUCCCCAAGGUUUCAAUCUUGCCUGGUACGCCAUUAAGUCGGGCUGAUUUAAGGGCUGUCAACAUCAACCUCUGCGACAUGUGCGUUAUCCUGUCAGCCAAUCAGAAUAAUAUUGAUGAUGCUUCGCUGCAGGACAAGGAAUGCAUCUUGGCGUCACUCAACAUCAAAUCUAUGCAGUUUGAUGACAGCAUUGGGGUCUUGCAGGCUAAUUCCCAAGGCUUUACACCCCCUGGGAUGGAUAGAUCAUCUCCAGACAACAGUCCGGUCCAUGGCCUGUUACGUCAACCUUCCAUUACAACAGGAGCCAACAUCCCUAUUAUAACAGAGCUAGCUAAGCCUGGCAAACUUCUGCCUUUGGUUUCAAUCAGUCAGGAAAAAAACAGUGGAACCCACAUUCUAAUGAUAACUGAACUGGUAAAUGAUUCAAAUGUUCAGUUCUUGGACCAAGAUGAUGACGACGAUCCAGACACAGAACUGUAUCUCACGCAGCCCUUUGCAUGUGGAACUGCAUUUGCUGUCAGUGUGCUGGACUCUCUCAUGAGCGCAACAUACUUCAAUGACAAUAUCCUCACACUGAUACGGACAUUGGUAACUGGAGGAGCCACACCGGAGCUGGAAGCACUGAUUGCCGAGGAAAAUGCGUUGAGAGGAGGUUACAGCACACCACAGACACUUGCAAACAGGGACAGGUGUCGAGUUGCUCAGUUGGCUUUGUAUGACGGGCCAUUUGCAGACCUAGGGGAUGGAGGUUGUUACGGAGAUCUAUUUUGUAAAGCACUGAAAACAUACAAUAUGCUUUGCUUUGGAAUUUAUCGAUUAAGGGAUGCACAUCUAAGCACUCCCAGCCAAUGCACUAAACGUUAUGUUAUCACAAACCCACCGUACGAGUUUGAGCUUGUGCCGACAGACUUGAUCUUCUGUUUGAUGCAAUUUGACCACAACGCCGGCCAGUCCCGAGCCAGUCUUUCUCAUUCCUCCCAUUCCUCCUAUUCUUCCAGCAAGAAGAGCUCAUCUGUUCACUCCAUCCCAUCCACAGCAAACCGACUGAACCGCACCAAGACCAGGGAUUCCCGGGAAAAACAGAAUGCAACAAGGAUGAAUAGAAUGGGCCAAGCAGAAAAGAAAUGGUUUACAGAUGAGCCGGAUAAUGCCUAUCCCAGAAACAUUCAAAUCAAGCCCAUGAGCACUCACAUGGCCAAUCAGAUCAAUCAAUACAAAUCGACAAGCAGCUUGAUACCACCGAUCAGAGAAGUUGAAGAUGAAUGUUGACUCCUUCGAGGCCAGAACUAAUUUUUUAAAGCCUGACAAACUUCAUGAACGGUGAUGUGACAUUUAUUCCUCUUACAUGCCGAACCACUGACGGAGAAGUUACGAAGGGCAAGCGUAAUGGGGAAACAAAGUAGACAGAUCUUUGUUUGUCUGCCUUUAAUAUUGCUUCCAUGUAUUUUGGAAACUUUCAGUUUUAAAUGAACAUAAUCAGAACUAGUCAUGUAUAGCCUCUAGCAGUUUAAAUUAUUUUUCUCUAUUAGGAAAUUUUUUUUUUUCUUUUUUUUCUUCAUUGUCAAGUAUUUUCCCUUUCAAAAACUGCAGAUGUGGCCGGACUCCUAAGACAGGAAAUAAUAACCAAAAACACCACACCCCAGUCUUCGGCCUAAAGGAGGAUGAUGGUCACAGUUAUAAGGCUAUAUUAUCCAGGGAAACAAAAGAGAUAUUUAUAAAAAGGAAAUAAGUGAAGGUCUAACUUAUAUUGUAGUAAACCCCCCAAAAAAGGAAGGAAAAAAAAAAAAAAAAAAAGGAAGAAAAAAGAACAGUCCACAACGUUUCUUUACAGAAGGAUGUGUAUUUUGUGCAGCAUUGACACCAGCUCUUAAUAAACUGAACCUAUUUAUUUUCAAAGGUGAAAGUCAUAUUUUUGUACACGUAACACUCUUGAGACAUUAUUGGUUUUAUUACCAUAUGCAGCUCACCCUCAUUGCCCGUGACAUGCAAGUCCAACCACCCCACGCACUGUAGCCCCACGACCUCAAUAGCCCCCAGAAGCCCCACGUCCUCAAUAGCCCUCUGCGAUGUCAAGUGUGCUGCAGAACAUCACCACCCCAAGCUGAGGGAUGUGUAGGCAGGGCACUCACAGGCAGCACUUGUUAUAAAUGGCAACCCCAGCAUCAGCAGAGGCGUAUUCCAGGUAAUUCCUUCUUUGCCACACAUUACAGCACUGCAAGCUGGAGUGCCUAACCAGUGUGUGAACUCAUAAGCCAUAAACUUUCUCAUCCACCAUAUUCUGUUGGUUUCUUACCUCUAAAGUGCUGAUGGGUCCGCAUCAAUCUUGCAUAUCCAACUCAAAUUCUUCCUGAUCCACAGCAAGCUUUAACCCCAGACCUGUGGUGAUGGUCCACGCCUCCAUGAAGGGCAUUGAAUUGCCUUUGCUGAUCGCCGAUCAGGAUAAAAACCUGUGGCUUUGCCUCAGCUUGACAUGUCAGUGCACUGUUGUCAGUGAUGUGCUGUACCAAGCAACAUCACAGUUAGGCAGUGUCUUUUCUCCCCAUUAUGUAUCUAUUUUAGUUUGCUUUGCGGGGACACCACACUUAAAAGUACGGCAAUAACCAAAUCAAAGUAAAAAUAAUGAAUGUAUUUAUCCUACCUUACAAAAGGCCUUCGACAGGUGCCUUUUGUGUCAGCAGUUUCACAAAGUUGCCAACAAGCUUUCUAGCCAGCAGACAGAAAAGUGGUCUCAUAUCUGUGCUGCAGCAUCAAUUCACUCAAGCAUUUGGUGGUCUAAAUGAUUCAGUAAACCUGUCUAUCUAUCUCAAAGUAGCAACAUCAGAUACAACUGUGUGAAGAAAAAAGUAAAAAUAAAAAUGAAAAGGCUGUGUUACUAAGGAAUAAAACAAAAACAUAAGACCCAGUAAGUAGGAAAGCAGCUUUUCAUGGUGCAAGAUAACCGUAGGCUCUGUAAUUCCGCAGAAUUGUGAAAUACCGCAAUAAAACAUACCGUGGUACUUUUAUCAUUAGAGAAAUAUCCGUGAAUCAAUCUGAUAUGAAGCAGAUGAAUAUGUUGUCAAAAUAAUUAUGUCCACUAUGUAAUCCAACAUUUAAGCUAAGCUCUCUCGGCCUCGAUGUUUGUCCACUGGCUGCAGUACAAAUGUAACCAUACAACCACCUAAUAGGCUUUAUGCUGGAGUGACUUCUUGGACUGCAACUACUUUGUUGUUACAUUUUGUAGAAUAGGUAUUUAAAGAAAAUAACAGGAAUUGUUAUGCAGUAUAUGUAGAAUUGGAUCAUUUAAAAUAUUUCAAUCUCCUGCAAAGAAACAAAACAGUUUAAGCAGUUUCUCGUUACUAUUUAGACCAUGUUUAUCUCAUUUCACAGUCCCAGAACAGAAGAUGAUUUGGGCGAGUUCUUCCAAUCUAUGCCACUCGAGCUAACAACAUGUUAUAAUCUGCAUCCAGUUUCUGCAGUGGGUCGUGUUAGGCCUUUUCGUUGAAGUCAGCGCUCCUUUUUCAUUUAUGAACUGCUUUCAUGGUAACCUCAGUGGAAAAAGCGAGUCCCGCAUACAGGAGAAAUCUCGAAAAGGGUGUCAGACCUCACCAAGUGUGCAUUAAUUGUCUUUUUCAAAGACUGGUUUGUAAGCUAUGGGCAUAGCAAAUUACACCUGUGCACAUGGUGCCAGUUCUGAGCAUCCUUCCUUCAGAAUAGAGUACUCAAAGUAUAAAACACACUAAUGAAUCAAACACAACAGUCCUACAUCGUUAACGUUUGUGGGUCUGUCCAGGGUAACCGUCAUACACCGAAAUGCCAAGCUGCCAACUGCACACAGGUAAAGGACAAGCUCUGAUCACUCUCGAAGAAAGGUCUGUAUAUAAGGGUAGGUUGAUAGAUCAAUACAUGAGAGACAAGCAGGUAAAAUUGUGCUGUUUGGACUUCCCAGUUAUAGAAAACCUAAGAGAAAUCAAAAAUAUUUUCUUGCUCUUCUUCUCGUCAAUCAAAGGCUCAGGACUGGCUUCUAGCAAUUAGAUGGAGGAGCAUGUAGCAAGGCUAUCGGAGAUCUUUGACCCUCAACCAUUAAACACCAUAGUAAGGUCAGUACUAAGGUUUGGAUAUAUUAUGUGGCAUCACAGAGAGGGGCUGGGAAAGCGGCCUAAGGACAGCUGAUGGGCAAUAUGUGGAGAGAAGGAGAAAUGAAGUUUUGAGGUUCCUGAAGAAAUCCUACCCCUCUCUCAAAAGAGAAGGAAAAAAUUGAAUCUGUGCUUUCACAGGAGUUGCAUGCAUGAUCAAUCAAGGCUAAACAGGCUUUGGUGUUUGUAAAUCAGGUGGUGGAUACCACGUGUGUUUUCACACAUGUGAACGCACACACACGUAUGUGUGGAUACAGUACAGAUACAUGUAUCUGGGGUGUGUGUAAGUAUUGGGUACAGGUCAGAACCACCACCAAAAGAUGUCAGUUUUGCCUUUUGGAGGGGGCAGGGGGGCUGAGGGGGGAAGAGAUGGGGUGAAGAUGUAUACAAAGAGAAAGGGCAUACAUUACCCAAGGGCUAACACAUGGAGGAAGGAGGAAAUGUAUCUACUGGUCUCACACGGUCUGAACACGGGGAAGCCAUUCUAGGUGGCUAGCUGCAUGCUGGCUGUAUGCUUACAGCGUGCUGCCAGCCCUAUUUCCCACAGGCAUAUGCUGGCAUGCUCACACAGUGCCUGCAAGCCAGCCGGUCUCUGUCUAGUGGGCAGAAUUUUAACUCAGACCCUGAAUCGCACCAGCACCAAAGUGAAAGGACAAAAUUGCCCGCUGCCCCAGAAUCUGACAGAGCAGAGCAACACGCACAGCCCCCUGACAGCCACACACAGCACAAGUUAAUGUGUAAAGAGGAUAGUCUGAGCCUAAAUGCAAUGGUUAAGGCCUCAAUGUGACUGUUUUAGUGGUGCAUGUAAGGCAAUGGGCAUGCAAUGUAUUGUUUGGUAGGGAGAAAAUUGGAAAAAAAAGGCAACCACAAACAGUUUCUCGAACACUGCAAAGACUGUCUAAAAAUGCCAUCCGUUUUGACAGCUCUUGCAUGUUGAACUCAGCAUCUGUGGUCAAACAGCAGGCGCAUGUGUCUCUAAGUACAAGCCUCUUGGUUGAGGACAUGGUCACUUAAGCAGCACUACAGGUUCAUGAACAAGGUUAUUAUUCCACCUAUGGCACACGGUGACCCUAGCAGCGAUAUUUAUACAAGGUGAAGACGGUAAAAAUGACUGUAUUGAGGACCCUGUGCAGCCUUAUCAAGCCACACAGAUGUCUAGUUGCUGGGUCUUCAGAAGCCUAUAGGCUGUUGUAGCAGCUGUGGAUGUACAGGAAGCCAUGUUUAGACACGGUAAAGGAUAUUUUUUUACUAUUUUUCACUUGGAAAAGCAACCCAAUGAGUCAGAUCGCAUGCAUAGGGAAAGGCAUAAUUGUCCUCAGCCAAAUAUAGAAAAUGGAAAAGGGGUUGACACUGAAUAUGCAAGGGGACACUACAACAAUGGUGUCUAAACCCUUUUUCUACAGGUCAAUGGGUAGCGAGAGGAGACACCGUUGUUGUUUGUUUGUUGUGUGGUAUGGUUGUGAUUUUGGUUUUGCCAAAGGAGUAUUUGCACAUCCUGAAGUCUUUAUAGAGUAGGAGAAGGAAAGGAAAGGAAAGUGUAUUCAAUUGCAGAUGAUUAUUUUUGGCGGUUCUGUUUGGGUGCAAGCUAAGUCUCGAAAGUACCACAGUAACAGGAUGUGUAAAUGGAUGCAUGAUGGAAGCAGUAAUGUAAAAAUCCUAUGUGUCUGUCCUCACUGCCCAGUCACACGCCAUUUAAACCAUAAACCUGUUAACAACUUCCCGGGACAGCUGACUCACACGGACUCAGAAAAAAAAUAGAGCAGGCAUUAAUACAUUCUCAUUGCAAAGCUAAAGGCUACUGCAGAGCAAUGUAUUUGAACUGAGAGCAUACCAAGGGUGGGCUGGGGGGGAAAAUUCAUGGGGAAAGCUGUUAUUGUAUUUCCUCAGCAUCAAAGGAAGCAUGCGUCCCACCUUUCAUUUCUAGUUUAAAAUCUGCCUAAAAAAAGCCAACAAGCAUGCAAAAGGGGAAGAGCAGGACAAAGCGAAGACAGAAAUCCUCUCCUUGUGUUGCAAGGGCCUGGGAACAUCUGUCACAGUCAAUGGCAGUUGUAGAAGAAAAAAAAAAAAAAAAAAGGGAGAAAAAAAAGAGGGAAAAAAAAAAACACAGGUGAAAGACGAGGUCCCUCAUUUGUUGUCCUCUCCAUGCCAUCCGAACCACCAUUGACAAUUCAUUGAACAUGAAUUUUAUUUCAUGUAGAUUCCAAGGGUGCUUUACCAAUCCCAUGCCUGGCAGACUGUUUUGUUUUUAAUUUCAUUAUAUAUGUAGAUGUCAUUUAUAGAUCCGGUAAUAUUCAGUUAGCAGGCAUACUAUCCGUAGUGUUUUUGUAGUGAGCAAUAGUAGUAGUUGUCGGUACAGUCCCCAUCUGAAACAAAGAAAAGAAUCAAGAAGCUGCUCAGCUGUGGCCACCGUUUGCAAUGGUACUGAGCCCUACAGUGGGGUCAAGUCUGCCCUAGCACUUAUCAAAGCUAUAUUUAUGCAACCAAUGUAGCUAUCCUGCACAGACAGAUAUUCUCUGCUAUCGAACACGCAGCCAUAGUGAAACUAAGUAGUCUCUAAUGUUCAGUAGUCUAUAGAACCAAGUAAAUUCUACUGGAAUCAAUAGAUUUCUACGCUGCCAGUAUAACGUCUCUGGGGAGGAAAGAAAAUGUAAGAAGUACUUGUGUAUCACUUUGGGUCUAAAUAACAGCAAUAGCUAACUUCUUAUGAAUCUGAAAGACAGUAAUGCUGCAUCCAAUUAGAAUCUCAGUGAGGUUAAGGGAAAGCUUCUUUCUGCCUCAGUCAAUGCAAUUUAAAGGAGAGCUUUAUAACCUGAAAACAACAGCAAUGAUAUAGAGGCAGUUGAGUGCAUGUAACAGGAAAAGUUUUUUGUUUGUUUGUUUUCUUUUCCAGAAAUCAAAAAUGGGGCAUAUGAGCAUUGUGUUUACUAGACAAUUACAAAAAGGAGCCAUGUGAAAAGGUUAGCAGAACUGACACCGAGCAGCUCUUCAAGAGUGCCGCUACGGUGACGGUGUAUCUCGGGACACACAGCCUAGCCAAUGCAUUGAAAGUCACAUCAGUUUA